Pristis pectinata (smalltooth sawfish) is the source of this 11659-nucleotide messenger RNA. RefSeq names its product protein furry homolog. The record is from RefSeq and is a predicted model, not a curated record. Lineage: Eukaryota; Metazoa; Chordata; Chondrichthyes; Rhinopristiformes; Pristidae. Bases 602 to 9616 code for a protein of 3004 amino acids. Gene Ontology annotation, biological process: neuron projection development; cell morphogenesis. Gene Ontology annotation, cellular component: cell cortex; site of polarized growth. The transcript is spliced from 61 exons.
AUAUCACUGCACACUGUUUGAAGGAAAGAUUACACCGCUGCAUCUGUCGAAUUUUCACUGAGUUCUCAUUUGAGGAAAGACAACCGGUUAAAUUGUCGUGACUUCAAAAAAAAGCUUUAACCGGUUUCUUAUUGUUGUUCCUAGACGGUGCUGUGUUUGCGUGAGGAGGCGCAUGCAUUCAAUGGAAUAGUACAGCGCUAUUCUCUUUUUUGCAUAGAUUUAAGUCUGUCAGACAGAAAAGCAAUGAACAGGACACCUCAAACAUUGUUGAAGGACCCAUUCUAAUAGCAUUUGUCUAGCAAUUUCUUUGAGCAAAUAUACAAAGAAUGCAUGUUGAAAGACAGCAGACCUCAACAUCAUUUCAGUCCUCCGAUAAAUGCCGACCAUUGGCAGACAGAAUACCGAGAAGAUAGAAGCUACACAAGGCACCAAGAGAUCAAUUAAAGACAUUAUAUCUUCUUUUAAAAAGGACUGUCGAGAACAAGAAUAAGAGUCAAUAUAGAGAUCUCUUGUCUUCUGACUUGGUGUUUGCAUUACUGAUUGUGCACAGUACCUGCCAUUGCUGUUUAGGAUCACAGUGGCUUCUUUGUAUACUGCCGAUAUGGCCAGCCAGCAAGAUUCAGGAUUCUUUGAGAUCAGCAUCAAGUCAUUGCUGAAAUCCUGGAGUAAUACUUCUCCAGUCGGCAACGGAUACAUAAAACCACCAACAACACCUGCGAGCAGUACACAAGGUGACAGAGGACCACCAAUUAUGAUGCCCAUCAAUGUUGAUCCUGACAUUAAGUCAGGAGAAUAUGUCUUAAAAAGCAUAUUUGCCAACUUUACUACUCAGGCUGAACGAAAGAUUCGAAUCAUCAUGGCAGAACCGCUGGAAAAGGCAUUGACAAAAUCCUUGCAGAGGGGAGAAGAUCCACAGUUUGAUCAGUUGAUCAGCUCAAUGAGUUCACUUGCAGAAUACUGUCUUCCUUCUGUUCUCCGAACACUGUUUGAUUGGUAUAAAAGACAAAACGGCAUAGAAGAUGAGUCCCAUGAGUAUCGGCCCAGGACAAGCACAAAGUCAAAAGGAGAUGAACAACAAAGGGAUUAUCUCUUGGAGAGAAGGGAUCUAGCAAUUGAUUUUAUUUUUUCUUUAGUAUUAAUUGAAGUUUUAAAACAGAUUUCACUUCAUCCUGUACCAGACAACUUGGUCCAUGAAGUUAUUAAUUUAGCAUUCAAGCACUUUAAAUAUAAAGAGGGUUACCUUGGUCCCAACACUGGAAAUAUGCAUAUAAUAGCUGAUUUGUAUGCAGAAGUAAUUGGUGUCCUGGCACAAUCAAAGUUUCCAGCUGUGAAAAAGAAAUUUAUGUCGGAACUUAAAGAACUACGUCAGAAAGAACAGAACCCACAUGUAGUUCAAAGCAGUAUUAGCCUCAUAAUGGGCAUGAAGUUCUUUCGAAUUAAGAUGUAUCCUGUGGAGGACUUUGAAGCCUCUUUUCAAUUUAUGCAGGAAUGUGCACAGUAUUUUUUGGAAGUUAAGGACAAAGAUAUUAGGCAUGCACUGGCUGGGCUUUUUGUGGAAAUACUAUUUCCAGUGGCCGCAGCGGUUAAAAAUGAAGUAAAUGUACCUUGUCUUCGAAACUUUGUGGAGAGCCUCUAUGACACAACAUUAGAAUUGUCAGCACGGAAAAAGCAUUCAUUGGCGUUGUUCCCUUUGGUCACUUGCCUUCUUUGUGUCAGCCAGAAGCAAUUCUUUCUUAUUCGAUGGCAUAUCUUCCUGAACAAUUGUUUGUCCAAUCUCAAAAAUAAAGAUCCUAAAAUGGCUCGUGUUGCACUAGAAUCAUUGUACAGAUUGUUGUGGGUCUACAUGAUCAGGAUCAAAUGUGAAAGCAAUAAUGUGACACAGAGUCGACUUGCAAGCAUUACAACAACACUUUUUCCCAAGGGAUCUCGGAGUGUGGUACCAAGAGAUAUGCCUCUCAACAUUUUUGUGAAAAUCAUACAGUUCAUUGCACAGGAGAGGUUAGAUUUUGCCAUGAAAGAAAUCAUAUUUGACCUUCUUAGUGUUGGAAAAUCACCAAAGACCUUCAGUCUGAAUCCAGAGAGAAUGAACAUUGGUUUGAGGGCUUUCCUUGUGGUUGCUGACAAUCUGCAGCAGAAGGAUGGAGAACCACCAAUGCCGAACACAGGAGCUGUUCUUCCAUCUGGGAACACACUCAGGGUGAAGAAAACUUAUUUGAGUAAAACCCUUACAGAAGAAGAAGCAAAAAUGAUAGGAAUGUCUCUGUACUAUCCGCAACUAAGAAAAGCCUUAGAUAGCAUCUUAAGGCAUCUCGAUAAAGAAGUUGGGCGUUGUAUGAUGUUGACAAACAUGCAGAUACUGAACAAAGAACCUGAAGACAUGAUCACAGGAGAGAGGAAACCAAAAAUUGACCUCUUUAGAACGAGUGUAGCAGCCAUUCCACGAAUAAUCCCUGAUGGAAUGUCAAAACUGGAAUUGAUUGAUUUACUGGCAAGACUAACCAUCCACAUGGAUGAUGAACUUCGUCACAUUGCACAAAACUCUCUUCAGAGCCUUCUUGUUGAUUUUGCUGAUUGGAGGGAAGAUGUGUUGUUUGGUUUCACUAAUUUUCUACUCCGUGAAGUUAAUGACACACAACAGAAUCUUCUAGAUAGCUCUUUGAAAUUAUUGGUCCAUCUGCUCAGUCAAUGGAAACUUGCAAUACAAACUCAAAGCAAGGACCAAGACCAAUCUAAGUUAAGGACCUCAGAGCUUCAGCAAGAAAAGAGUCCUCAUUCAAAUGUGCUACAUGCUGUGGAAGGAUUUGCCCUAGUUUUACUUUGUAGUUGUCAGAUUGCAACACGAAAGUUGGCUGUUUCUAUCCUGAAGGAAGUCCGUGCAUUGUUUUCAGCUUUAGGACAGUCAGAGGAUGAUGAUAAGCCAAUGAUUGAAGUCAUGGAUCAGUUAAGUUCAUCUAUUUUGGAGAGUUUUAUCCAUGUAGCAGCCUCAGAUUCAACUACCAUACCUUUUGGACACAACGGUGAUUUACAGUGCCUGGUAGAGUGGAAUGCAGUUUUGGUUAACAGCCAUUAUGAUGUAAAGAGUCCUUCUCAUGUCUGGAUAUUUGCUCAAUCUGUAAAAGACCCUUGGGUUCUGUGCCUCUUCAGCUUUCUCAGACAGGAGAAUCUUCCAAAGCAUUGUCCCACAGCACUUAGCUAUGCCUGGCCAUAUGGCUUUACCAGAUUUCAGCUCCUGAUGCCUCAUGUUGACCCUAAUAGUCCCAUGUACACAAAAAAAGCAAGCACAACAUGUGGUGUCGACAAUUAUGUGGCCCUCUGGAGGAACUAUCUUAUCCUUUGCUUUGGAGUAGCAAAACCUAGUAUCAUGAGUCCUGGUCACCUUAGAGCUUCAACUCCAGAGAUCAUGGCUACAACUCCUGAUGGUAGUUAUAGCUAUGAUAACAAGGUCAUAGGAACACCAUCUGUGGCUGUAUUGUUGAAACAACUGGCUCCACUGAUGCGGGCUGAAAGCAUUGAAAUUACAGAGUCACUUGUACUAGGAUUUGGAAGGACAAAUUCUCUUGUGUUCAGGGAGUUAGUCGAAGAGUUACAUCCAUUGAUGAAGGAAGCUCUUGAACGCCGACCAGAGAACAAGAAGCGUCGUGAACGUCGAGAUUUAUUAAGAUUGCAGCUUCUAAGAAUAUUUGAACUUCUUGCUGAUGCUGGUGUCAUAAGUGAUAAUACUAAUGGAGCUUUAGAACGGGAUACUUUGGCACUGGGAGCCCUGUUCUUAGAAUAUGUCGAUUUAACCAGGAUGCUGUUGGAGGCAGAAAAUGACAAAGAUGUUGAAAUUCUAAAAGACAUCCGAGCCCAUUUUAGUGCAAUGGUAGCCAAUUUGAUACAGUGUGUUCCAGUACAUCACCGCAGAUUCCUAUUUCCACAACAGAGUUUACGUCACCAUCUCUUCAUCUUGUUCAGCCAGUGGGCAGGGCCAUUUAGUGUCAUGUUUACUCCUCUGGAUCGCUAUAGUGACCGAAAUCACCAAAUCACAAGAUACCAGUACUGUGCAUUAAAGGCAAUGUCAGCUGUGCUGUGUUGUGGCCCCGUGUUUGAUAAUGUAGGUCUCUCUCCAGAUGGUUACCUUUAUAAAUGGUUGGAUAAUAUUUUGGCAUGCCAUGAUCUACGGGUUCACCAGCUUGGUUGCGAAGUUGUGAUAUUAUUGCUAGAACUAAAUCCAGACCAAGUAAAUCUUUUCAAUUGGGCUGUAGAUCGCUGCUAUACAGGAUCUCACCAGUUGGCUUCAGGGUGUUUCAAAGCAAUUGCUACUGUAUGUGGAAGCAGGAACUAUCCAUGUGAUAUAGUGACACUGCUGAACCUGGUGCUUUUUAAAGCUUCUGAUACAGACAGGGAUAUUUAUGAAAUCUCAAUGCAACUCCUACAGAUUCUGGAAGCAAAACUAUUCCUGUAUUCUAAAAAAGCAGCUGAGCAGAAACCUGAUAGUAUUCUGUUUGGAACACAUGGACCAUUACCUCAUCUUUAUUCUGUGUCAUUGUCCCAGUUGUCAAAUGAAUUGGCAAGGAUGUAUCCUGAGCUCACACUUCCUAUGUUUUCAGAGAUUAGCCAAAGAUUUCCAACCACCCAUCCAAAUGGUCGCCAAAUUAUGCUUACCUAUCUUUUGCCAUGGCUUCGUAAUAUUGAGCUUGUGGAUGGUGGACUUCUUCCUAUAACAUCAAACCCACAAACUCCUGAGGAACAAGCCAACUGUAAGGAGGAGCAAAUGAUUGAAGAGUAUGGACUGAAAGGAAAUGGCUGGGGUUCACCACAAGCCACUUCUCUGGUUCUAAAUAAUCUCAUGUAUAUGACUGCCAAGUAUGGAGAUGAGGUUCCUGGAUCAGAGAUGGAAAAUGCCUGGAAUGCACUAGUGGACAAUGAAAAAUGGAGCAAUAAUCUAAGGAUUGCCCUACAAUUUUUGAUCAGUCUUUGUGGAGUUAGCAGUGACACAUCUCUUCUGCUAUAUAUAAAGAAAGUAGUAAUCUACCUGUGUCGUAACAACACUAUUCAGACAAUGGAUGAAUUGUUGUUCGAAAUGCAACAGACAGAUCCUGUGAAUCCUGUGGUCCUGCACUGUGAUAAUCCACCCUUUUAUCGCUUUGCUGCUAGCAACAAGGCUUCCACAGCUGCAUCAGGAACCACAUCCAGCACCAACACACUGGUUGCUGGACAAGAAAGUUUCCCAGAAAUAGAUGAGGGACGGGUGAUGAAAGAAACAGAUGAGAGGUUCAACAAUGUUGUGAUAAGAGCACAUUCUCGUCUUGAAUCAAGAUAUAGCAACAGCUCUGGCGGCUCCUAUGAUGAUGAGAAAGGUGAUCCAUUGCCUCCAUAUGCUAGUUGGUUGAUGAAGACUGUUGAGGCUAACUCACCACAGCCCCUGCCAAUGCCUGUCAAUGGGGGUUGCUGGGCCCCCCUUGUGGAUUAUCUUCCGGAAACAAUAACACCUCGUGGACCACUUCACAGGUGCAAUAUUGCUGUCAUCUUCAUGACUGAGAUGGUGGUUGACCACAGUGUCAGGGAAGACUGGGCUCUCCACCUUCCUUUGUUGAUUCAUGCACUCUUUCUAGGUCUUGAUCAUUAUCGUCCAGAAGUGUUCGAACACAGCAAGAGAUUACUUUUGCACCUCUUGAUAGCUCUAUCCUGCAGUGAUAAUUUCCAAGCUGUGGCUACUGUCCUUCUGCUUAACAGAGAAGUCAGUGAAAGUAAAACACUCACAGUGAAACCAGCUUACCCACCAGAGUAUCUCUAUUCAGGUGGUUAUAACUUCUUGAGAGAAUAUCAGUCCUCUCCAGUUCCAGAUUCAGGAUUAAGCUCCAGUUCAACCUCUUCCAGUAUCAGUCUGGGAGGUAGCAGUGGAAACCUACCACAAAUCUCACAAGAGAUGGAAGAGAUUGGAACUACAGCUGAAGUAGAUGAGAAAGCUCACAAGCUAAUUGAGUUUUUAGCAACCAGGACAUUUGGACCUCUUUGGUGCCAUGAAGAUAUUACUCCAAAGAAUUGCAAUUCUAAAAGUGCUGAAGAGCUAACUAACUUCCUACGUCAUGUUGUGUCUGUAUUCAAAGAUGUGAAAUCAGGCUGCUGUAUGGAACAGCGAUUGAGUGAAGUUGCUUUGCAGACAGCACUUUCUAGCUCAUCAAGGCAUUAUGCAGGUCGCUCAUUCCAAAUAUUCAGGGCUUUGAAGCAACCUCUAUCUGCACAUGCCUUAUCUGACCUACUUUCAAGAUUAGUAGAAGUAAUAGGAGAACAUGGUGAUGAAGUUCAGGGCUAUGUAAUGGAAGCACUUCUCACACUGGAAUCAGGAAUUGACAAUUUGGCAGAUUGUUUGAAGAACAGUGACCUGUUAGCUGUUCUGUCUCGAUCAUCCUCUCCUGAUUUCACGAUGAAUACUAAACUUGCAUCAAGCCGGAAGAGCACUGGGCAGCUAAAUCUGACAUCAGGCAUAUUAGGUAGUGGUGGAAUUACAGCCGAACGCAGUAGGCAUCAGAGAAGCUUCUCUGUGCCAAAGAAAUUUGGUGUUUCAGACAGAUCCUCUGAUCCACCACGUAGUGCUACAUUGGACAGAAUCCAGGCAAAUGGACAACAAGUUGUGUCGAAAACCCGAAGCUCAUCCUCUCUUAAAGACAACAUAAUUGACCCUACUAAUAUUAAUAAUCCUAUGAACCUUCUGGCCACGAUUUUCUGGUCUUCUGUAGCUUUGAUGGAGUCAGAUUUUGAAUUUGAAUACCAAAUGGCACAGCGAUUGUUAAUUAAACUUCUGAUUCAUCUUCCUUUGGACAAGGCAGAAACAAGAGAAAAACUUGAAAAACUACAAGGACAACUGAAGUGGACUAACUUCUCUGGGUUACAGCAGCUAUUGCUGAAAGGAUUUACUUCUCUAUCUACCACAGACCUAACUCUACAGCUCUUUAGCGAGCUAACUGCUGUUUCUCGGAUACCAGUGGUAGAUUUAACGCAAGCAAUAGGAUUCCCAUUGAAUGUUCUAUGCCUCCUUCCACAUUUGAUUCAGCACUUUGAUAACCCAACUCAGUUUUGCAAAGAUACUGCAGAUCGAAUAGCCCAGGUUUGUAUUGAGGAAAAGAAUCCUAAGCUUUCAAACCUAGCACAUGUGAUGACUUUAUACAAGACCCACAGCUAUACACGAGAUUGUGCUACAUGGGUUAAUGUUGUUUGCCGUUACCUUCAUGAAUCAUUUACUGAAAUCACUUUGAACUUGGUUACCUACCUGGCAGAGCUUUUGGAUAAAGGUCUUCCCAGUAUGCAACAGUCUCUAUUGCAAAUCAUCCAUAGUCUUCUGAGCCAUGUAGACUUAGCAUCAAUACCUGUCAAGCAACUGAACAUGGAAGUCCUGAAGAUCAUUGAAAAAUUUAUUCAGAGUGCUCACUGGAAGGAGGCCUUAAACAUCCUUAAACUUGUAGUUUGUCGAUCUGCAAGUCUGGUCUUACCAUCAUGUCAAUAUGGUGACCCUUCUCAUGUGGAUAUGAAUCGAAUAUGGAAAAAUGCUUCACAAGAAUUGCCAGGGAAGACACUAGAAUUUCGCUUUGAUAUCUCUGAGACUCCUGUGAUUGGAAGAAGUUAUGAUGAUUUGCAUGGUCCGUCAGGAAGGGAUGGAAAACCUCGGGCGAUAGCUGUCACCCGAAGCACUUCAUCCACCUCAUCAAGCUCUAAUUCAAAUGUUUUAGUUCCUGUGAGCUGGAAGAGACCCCAGUUCUCGCAGAAAAGAACACGAGAAAAGUUGGUGAAUGUUCUUACUUUGUGUGGUCAGGAAGUAGGCUUGACCAAAAAUCCUUCUGUUAUCUUCUCAUCAAGUGGGGAUCUUGACCUUAUUGAACAUCAGGCAAGUUUGGUGUCAUCCUCAGAAGAUGGUCCAAGGGAUCCAGAGAAUAUGGAUGACACAACAAGUGAACAACAGUUCAGAGUUUUUAGAGAUUUUGAUUUUCUGGAUGUGGAGCUGGAGGAUGGAGAGGGUGAGAGUAUGGAUACCUUCAAUUGGGGAGUGCGAAGGCGCUCGCUUGAUAGCCUAGGCAAGGGAGAUAUGCAACUUCUGGAGGAGAGCCAACUUUCAGGAAGCACACCAAAUCUAAGUAAAAUUAAUCAUGAAGAUUCCGAUGAAUCCUCUGAAGAGGAAGCACUCACAGCAAGCCAAAUUCUGUCACGAUCACAACUACUAAUGAAUUUUGCUCCUGCUGAGGACACAAAUCAUAUGGAUUCGCUGUCAACAUCAGGUGACACGGCCUCCAUAGAUCCACCUUCAGUAAACACAAGAACACCUAGUUUGGAAGUCUCUUUGGCUGAUGAAGCAAAUCAGCAGGUGCCUGAGCGGUCAAAGGAAAUUGAAUUUAUGACUGAGGAAGAUGAACUUUCUGGAUCUACAAGUGAACUUCCCUCAGCUCUUGAGGGCAAUGACAGUUUCAGCCUUGAAAUAACAGAACCAGAAGAAAAGGGUGAAGGAGAUGUGAAUCAGUCAGGACUUUCAAGUUUUGCUGAAGGGGAUAGACUUGGGCUUCACGAUCUCCGUUCAUCACCCCCUCCUUCGCCUUUCUUUUCUGCAAUUCUUGCGGCAUUUCAGCCUAAAGCAUGUGAUGAUGCAGAAGAGGCAUGGCGCACCCAUAUCAAUCAACUUAUGUCUGAUUCUGAUGGUUCUUGUGCAGUCCAUACAUUUCAUGUCUUCUCUUCACUGUUUCAGUGCAUUCAGAAAAAAUUUUGUUCUUUAACUUGGGAUGCAGCAAGUUUCCUUGGGGACAGUCUGAGAGGAAUAGGAUCAAAAUUUAUGAGUUCUUCAGAGGUGCUCACCUCUUGUUCAGAUUGUCCCACAAUUUUCCUAGAUGCUGAAACUCUGAUUUCUUGUGGGCUUCUUGAAAGGCUGAAAUUCAAUGUCUUGGAACUACAGGAAUAUUUGGACACAUACAACAACAAGAAGGAAGCUGCACAAUUGUGGCUUGCGAACUGUAAAGCAUCAUUUCCUGGAAGCAUGGGAGAUGCAGUAAUUACAAACCAGCCAGGAGAUGCAGAAGAAAAGCAACUUGAAUUGUGUCAAAGACUCUAUAAACUCCACUUUCAGCUGCUACUGCUCUUUCAGUCCUACUCUAAACUAAUUGGACAGAUCCACGUGGUCAGUUCAAUGCCAGAGCUAUUGAAUAUGUCAAAAGAGCUGAAUGAUUUGAGAGAUAACUUGAAGGAAGCCUCAGCUCUAAUAGCAGCUGAACCUCUGAAAGGUGAAUCCAGUUUGCACGGUGCCACAUUAACUUCCUCAGAAGAGGCUGUUCAGUCCAUGCUGGAGUGUCUGAAGAACAGGGAUCUUAAAUCUGCUCUGCGCCAAGUCAGGGAUUACAGGACCAUAUGGCCCAAUGAUAUAUUUGGCAGUGAUAUGGAGGAUGAAGUCCAAACUCUUCUUAAUAUUUACUUCAGACACCAGACCUUAGGACAAACAGGCACAUUUGCACUCCUGGGCUCUAAUCAUGAUCUAUCAGAAAUUGGUUCCAAGCUGAUGGAGCUGAAUGGAGAGAUUCAGGAUAUGAUUCGGAAGGCUCAGAGUUAUCGUGUUAUCAAUACCUACCUUCCAGAUACCAGCACUGCCAACACUAGUCUCUGACAGAAAUGUUCUGUCUCCCUUUUGCUUACGACUGGAAAUGCUGCAAUGCUGCUCUGAAAUCCUUCAAAGACUUUUCACCCUUAGGAAAACUUAGCCAGGCUGUUCUCACGCUUGUGACACUUCACAGUUUCAGUAAACUUAAAUGGGAAGGUCUAAAUACCAAAAGAUCAAAAGUAAAAUAAAAUAACCAAUUGAAUAUUAAAAUAGCUUUCUUCAAAGCACACAUUUAUUCUACAUUGGGCAAUUAUAUUAAGUUGAUAAGGCUACAAGUUCACACUGAGGAUACCAAAGGUUAUCAGACAUUGAAAGUAUUCUUUCAAAAUAAUUAUUUUGACAAAGAUGUAAUUUUACUUAAAAUUGUAAGCAACUGAUACUACUGCCCCAGAACUGUUUCAGAUUAUAAACUAAAGGUUUUUUGUGUGUGGUUUAUGCCUACUUGCUUAUAUGACUUAAUAGCAGGCAAAAUGAAGCUGUAUGCAAUGCACUAGGAAGCAGUUUUGUUAAGCUGAAAGCCUGUGUGUUUUAACCUUUUUCUGGCUAAAAUUUGGUCACACUGCUACAAAGCACAUUUUUGUUAGAAAAAUAUCACUUGUGUUGUCUGAGAAGGUAUUUUACUGAGCCAUACAACAGGAUUUGUACUGUAUUUGAAAUACCGUGAACAAUCCAGAUGAGAAAUAUUUGAGUAUUGGCUGCUUUUUCUACUAGAUGGAAGCUUUUAUGGAUUUAUUUAUAAAUAAUAGGUAAGAGGCUGCUUUAAAUAGUUUUGUAGAUGAGGCUGAAAAUUUUCCCUUGUUAGUCAUUGCCCGCUAAGCUGCUUAGCAUGCAUAUUUAUAUGUAAAAUAUAAAUUGCAUUGAAGCAUUUUGAAAAUCAGUAGUCAAUGCUUUAACUUUCUAAAUUAAGCCAUGUAGCUCUACAUUCAGCAGGUUCAGAAUUAUCAUGUCAUUGGUGUGGAUGGGGCAUUCUUCUAGUGCUGAGAUUAUGCCUCAUUUCUGAAAAGCUUGUUCAGAAGCUCUGCAACUUUUUUUGCAUGUAAGAUCAGUUGCACAUUUAAUAACAUCUUUAGAGUCAGUCAUAUCUUCUCUUGUAAAUAAUAUUCCACAUACUGUGAAGUAUUUUGUUUGUUUUGUUCUGUAAAUUCAUGCACUGUAUAUAUAGCUGCAGUAUGUCAUAUAACUAUGUAUUAUGCCUUGUGGAAAAGUGAGCUUUAAUUUAAUGCUUUCCAUUGCACUCCUUGCACUUCAACUGGUCUGUCAAAACCUCCAGUAAAAAAAAAAGGCAGGUUCUGAAGUUGACUAUAUCUUUGUUGAAACUUAGCUUUCUUUUCUGGCAGGUGGAGGUAUAGAUCUGAAUGGUGCAAAAAAAAUAUCAAAUUGUAAUUCUCUCAAACAGACUUGCAUCACAUUAAAUUUUGUGUAUUAUAAAUUGUGAUUGUAGCAUGUAUUAUUCCCCAUUGUGUAUACCAGCACAGUUAAACUAGAAUAGCAAUUGCAUUUCAAAUUCAUUCCUAGGUUAGAAUGUACUGAGUGACAGGGAGGGCUGGGAAGAGUAGGCACCAGGUAAGAGUGGGUAUUAAGGGACAGAGGGUGAUGGAGAAUGGACAUUGAGACUUGUGGAAAGUGAGAACAGCAGUAGAUACUGAGUAGAGCAAGAACUGAUCAGGGGAAGACCUGGAAAGAGUGGGAAUCAAGCAGCCAGUCAACCUAGAGAGGAGAUCUAGGAAAAUUGUAGAGGGGCAGUUUGGGAAGAGUAUGCACUAAGACACAAGGAGAUCUGAGGAGAACUAGUCAGAAUGAAACCUGGGGAAGAAUAGGCACUAAGUACAGGAAUGACCAGGGUAGUGCAGGCACUGAAGGCCUGGGCAAAGCAGGCAAGGCAUGGGGGAAAAAAUAGGAAAACCUAGGAAGAGAGCAAAAAAAGUUAUUCUGGGGAGAGUGGGCAUUGAUCCUUUCUUUUUCAAUCUUUUUAUUAGUUUUCAAAUUAAUACAGAUUGAUAUAUAGCAUCAAUAUUUAUACAUGUAAUACAAAGAGAUCAGGAUAACAAU